This is a messenger RNA of Meloidogyne enterolobii, 1119 nucleotides long. Lineage: Eukaryota; Metazoa; Nematoda; Chromadorea; Rhabditida; Meloidogynidae. The record is from the annotation of a GenBank genome assembly.
AUGGUACCUCUAGAAUUUCAUGAAUGGCGUGAUCAUCAACGUGCUGCCCUCUAUAAAUUAUAUGAUCAAGGAUUUCUCCCAAAACCCGAUAUAAACACAAUUGUUGUUGAAUGGAGAGAAAAGAAAAGGAAUAGAAUUUGGCAUAAAGUGACAUUUAAACAUUUUAUUCAAAAAACAACUCCAAUAAUUACAUCGGAAGAAAAAGAUUUAGCCUUUCGUGAACAUAUAAAAUCAAAAAUUGAGGCAUCUAUGGAUAUUCAAAAAACAUCUGCUAUGGCACUUAAUUCAAUGGGAAUUGGCUCUUUAUUGAGCCAAAUAGUUUUAUUAGUCUUAUUUUUCCCUGUUCGCAAAGGAAUAAUAUCAGAACCUGUUGAAAAGAUUUUUUUAAUUAUUGUGAAUACUCCAACUGAAAUUCUUUCUUUUGGUGCUGGAAUUAUUGCCUCUAAAUGGGGCGCGGAAAAAGUUGAAAAAUGGUGGAGUAGUGAUGAUAUGAAAAAUAAACAGAUGGUUCGUCUUAUAAUUGACCGAACAAUAAAACAAAUAGACCAUCCAGAUAAAGAAUUUCAAGAAAUUAAAGAAAAUGAGAUAUAUAAAAUAUAUCAUCCAAAAUUACAACUUUUGUUCAGAUACGGCAAAUGGAUCACAAAAUUUAUGAUUGUCACCUUUAAAUUUAUGACAAAACCGUCAUUAUUUAAACAAAUAAAUUUAAGUAAAAUGACACUUCCUUUAUUUAAAGAGGAAGAAAUAAAUGAGGAUUUAAAUUUUAAAAUUUCUUAUUUGCCCGAACCUCUAGAUAAAAUGACAAAAAUGCCGGGAAUUGAUGAAGAAAAAUUAAAUGAAUUUAUUGAAGAUAUUGGAGAAUAUUUUGAGAAUCACAAAUUAACAUUAACUGAAAGUCAUCAUUAUAUGACAAUUUUAAAUAAUUGGGAAGAGAAUAAAAAUGGGGAAAACUCUAAAAAUAAGGGAAAAUUAAAAGAAUUGAUAGAAGUAAAUGAAGGAGAGGAAUCAUUUUUUGAUUAUUUAAAAAGGAUAAUAUUGAACGAAAAAUAUGAAAAAAUAAAUUUUGAAGUAAACAAUACAUUUGAAAAAGUUUGUAAAAUAUUUAAAAAUAAUAUUUAA